Prorocentrum cordatum is the source of this 756-nucleotide messenger RNA. The record is from the annotation of a GenBank genome assembly. Lineage: Eukaryota; Dinophyceae; Prorocentrales; Prorocentraceae.
AUGACAGAGGGGCUGGCGAGGAGGCGGCGCCCGCUGCCCGAGCACCUGGCGCCAGCUGCGCGAGUGCUGGCCCUGGCGUCAGCACUGCCGCUGCCGCUGGCCGGACUGGGCAGGCGAUGGACGCCGUUCCGCUGGGGCGUAGGCGCGUCACGCCUCGCCCAUCCGGCGAGCCUCGUGCAUCCUCGGCCACCUCUGCUGCACCGAGUUCCUGCUCCGCCAGUGCGGCGCUUGAGGUGGAGGCGAUCAGGGCUGCCGCAGAGGGCUGCUGCGAUACGGCAGGUGCUGGUGCAGAUCAUCUGGGAGGCGCUAGUGCCGAUUCUCGUGGAGAUGCUCAGCCUCGCGGAGGUGCUGGCGCCGGUCCGCGUGCAGAUGCGGGCCGCCCGAGCAGCGCUGGUCACACCCCUCGGCCUCGACCUGCAAGCGAAGCCUCAGGAGACGGUGGAGAACAACGCUGCCAGGCUCAUCCGGUGGGCCGAAGAAAAAGUCAUGCUGCUGUCUGAGUUUACGGCCUCCGCACUUCCUGUCAACCUGGGCGCGGUCUCAGCCAACAGUUUCGAGGAGGCGCUGGAGCGACACAAGCUGCUGGAGUCCGAAGCCAUCGCCGCUCUGGCCGACGCCAGGACUGCUUCCCCCGCGUCGCCUGCAGAUGCUGCACAGCAGAUCCGGCUCAAGGCCGCCCAGAGUGCCUUGGUCCGGUCACGGCUGACUUCGCGACGAUGGGCUGCGAUGGCCGAGCAGUCUACAUCUCGUUCGUGA